This is a messenger RNA of Symbiodinium natans, 798 nucleotides long. Lineage: Eukaryota; Dinophyceae; Suessiales; Symbiodiniaceae. The record is from the annotation of a GenBank genome assembly.
AUGAAGUCGAAUGGCCCUUUCUACUUUCGCCUCGGUGAGUCUCCGACCCUGCUGACGAACCGGCAUCUUUGCUGCGAAUGGAGUCGCAAGGAGAGCUCCUAUGCCCCGCUUGCCGUGGCUGUGACGCCCGUGCCCACUCCCGAGUCCAAAAUCGCUGUUCAAAGCUUCGGUCCGAGGAGCUUUCCGCAGCCUCCAACAUGCCCGGCGCCCACCACGGCUCCAGCGCCCCCAGGCCCCCCAGCGGUUGGCCCGGACGUGCAUGGGCAGCAGCAUGUGAGAUUGACUUCCCAGCACCUGGUACGCCGCCUAGCAGCUGGCCCGGACGUGGAUGCGCAGAAGCAUGUGAGAUUGACUUCCCAGCACCUGAUACGCCGCCUAGCAGCUGGCCCGGACGUGGAUGCGCAGAAGCAUGUGAGAUUGACUUCCCAGCUCAACGUGGUACGCCCCCCAGCGGUUGGCCCGGACGUGCAUGGGCAGCAGCAUGUGAGAUUGACUUCCCACCACCUGAUACGCCCCCCAGCGGUUGGACCGGACGUGCAUGGGCGGAAGCAUGUGAGAUUGACUUCCCAGCUCAACCUGGUACGCCCCCCAACAGUUGGUGCGGACUUGGGUGCGCAGAAGCAUGUGAGAUUAGCUUCCCAGCUCAACCUAGUACGCCAAGGCCAGCAUGGCGAGUUCCCACUCAAGGAGGUGGAGCUGCAAGGCACCACAAGGAUUGCGGCAGCUCAGCCGAGAAUGGAGGUCAACAGCCGCAUUGACCAGACCAGUCAGGCGCUGGCACAAGAGUUCUGGAGGUAG